This is a messenger RNA of Bactrocera tryoni, 1558 nucleotides long. Its product is annotated as putative nuclease HARBI1. The transcript is spliced from 3 exons. Bases 81 to 692 code for a protein of 203 amino acids. NCBI's taxonomy places the organism in Eukaryota, Metazoa, Arthropoda, Insecta, Diptera, Tephritidae. The record is from RefSeq and is a predicted model, not a curated record.
GCUUAUUUGUAAACAAUAGAGCAUUUUUAAAUUAUUUGAACUGUUUUGUGAAAAUUCAAAGAAAAUAACUGAAAUAUAUUAUGGCAGCUGCAAUUGCCAUAUUACUUAUGAUGGAGGAGGAGCAGCAACACAGUUUAAAGCGGCGAAUAUUGCGAGAUAAGAGCAACCCUCUCGAGCUGCCGGAGUCAACAUUUAUUGCUCAAUAUCGCUUAAACAAAGAAGCUUUUGUUAUGGUAUUGGACAAAAUUCAGCCACGCUUACGUUCAUCGACGAUUCCCGCAGUACUUCAACUUGCUGCAACGCUUCGUUUUGUGGCCGAAGGCGCAUAUCAGCGAUCAGUGGGAAAUGAUGCAAACAUAAGUAUGGCAAGAAGCACUAUAUCUGAAGUGCUAACACGAGUGAUAAAAACAUUAGAACCUUCUAUAUGUAAUCAAUGGAUACAACUUGCAAUGGGAGCCAGUGAAAAACAAUACUCCAAAGACUAUUUUUAUAACAAAUAUAGAAUUCCUGGCAUCAUUGGCUGCAUCGAUGGAACACAUAUUAAAGUUAUAAAGCCUUCCACUGAUGAACACCUCUACUUUAAUAGAAAAGGAUUCUUCAGUAUGAACGCUAUGAUUGUUUGCGACAGUAAUAUGACGAUUCGUGCAGUAGAUGCAAGGUAUCCUGGAUCCAGUCAUGAUGCGUUUGUUUGAAGCAUAAGCACCGUUCGACAGCACUUUCUUAGGGAGUACGAAAUUGGCGAUCGAACUUCCAGGUUACUAGGAGACAGUGGAUAUGGUAUUGAACCGUUCUUGUUAACUUCAUACAGAGAUCCUGAGUACGGCUCAUCGCAAAAUACUUUUAACAGGGCUCAUUCUUCGGCACGCAAUGUGAUUGAAAGAACGAUAGGCCUUUUAAAAAGUCGCUUUCGAUGCUUACAAGGUACAUUGCAAUAUAACCCACAAAAGGUGGUUAAAAUUGUCAAUGUUUGUUGCGCACUGCACAACAUCUGUCGGUGCUAUAACAUUGAAUGCCCCAAUAUAGAAACUAUCACCGUUUCCACAGAAGUUUACGAGGAAAAUUGUGAAAUUUUAUCACAUGGUAGAAUGCAAAAUGAGGGCCAACGGAUCCGAAACGAAAUAGCAAACGCUCUUUAAAUCUAUUGUUCUUUUGUUAAGGCACACAACAUGAAAUUGUUUAUUUAAAUACGUAAAUCCUUAAAUUAAUUAAAGUAUAGAAUUCAUUGUACAUAUGCAAAUAGUUUUAUUUUAACGUAUUUUAAAUCAGCCAUACUCUUCCAAGGGAUCAUACUCCUCCUCCUCAUGUUUGCGUAAUACUUCAAGCAUUUUUUUGCUGAAUUUUUUGAAUUCCUGUGUUAGGUUAUUAACCGCGCUAACUAAAGCCUUGUCUGUCUCCCUCCCAAUUUUUUGAAAUUCGAGGAUAGCAUCCAUUUUGUUAGAUAUAUCCUGCUUCCAUUCUUUGUCGUACUCAAUAAACUUUUUUAGCCGCUCAUUUGUUGUUUCUUUUGGCGUAGGUUUUUGAGCGAUAGAGGUGUCAAGACGAGGACGUUUCGCAGAAG